This is a messenger RNA of Leguminivora glycinivorella, 1411 nucleotides long. RefSeq names its product gastric triacylglycerol lipase-like. The transcript has a single exon. Lineage: Eukaryota; Metazoa; Arthropoda; Insecta; Lepidoptera; Tortricidae. Gene Ontology annotation, biological process: lipid metabolic process. Gene Ontology annotation, molecular function: hydrolase activity, acting on ester bonds. Bases 1 to 1173 code for a protein of 390 amino acids. The record is from RefSeq and is a predicted model, not a curated record.
AUGCCUUCGCUUAAGUUCAACGUUCUGCUUGCGAUAUUUCUGGGUGCUGUUAAAUCUCAAGCACCUUUAAACUUUACGGAACUCACGGAACUAAAUGGAUACCAAUCUGAGGAACAUAAGGUGGUCACGGAAGAUGGAUAUGUGCUGACGGUAUAUAGGAUAACUAAAGGAGCUAAGUGUAAGGAGGAGAACAAAAAGACGCCGGUUUUCUUCAUGCCGCCUUUGCUCUCUGCUGCUGAUACAGCAAUGGAGGCUGGACCUGACGCAGCAGUUCCGUAUCUUAUAUCAGACGCCUGUUUUGACACGUGGGUAGGCAGCCCUCGAGGUACUUACAACGGCAGAAAACAUGUGCGACUAGAUCCUGAUAAAAACAAGGAGUUCUGGAGCUUCUCUGUAGACGAAAUAGGCAAAUAUGACGCACCUGCCAUGCUUGAAUAUGUGUUAAAGUACACAAAAAAGGAGAAGUUGAUGUAUCUUGGAUUCUCUCAAGGAGGCGGAUCGUUUUUCGUCAUGUGCAGUGAAAGACCUGAUAUUUGCAAGAAAGUCAAGCUUAUGAUCGGACUCGCUCCAGCUACAAGACAUUGGUACACGAAAUCAGUUUUCUUCAGAAUACUGUUCAAAAAUAUUGAGGAUAACCUGGAUGUGUUUGAUGAUUUGGGGAUUUGGGAAAUAUUGGGAAGAGAUCAAGUGACAGCAAUUCUGAGUGUCGUGUGUCGGAAUAAUUUAAAGUUGUGUGAGUGGUUGGUUUCUGUGGUAGACUCUCCUCAUCCAGGGUCAGUGGCUGUGUCAACAUACGGGAGAAUGUUAGAUCGCUUUCCAGCAGGAACAUCAGUGCAAAAUAUGAUUCGCUUCAGUCAAAGUUGUCGUAGUAAAAAGUUUGUUAAAUUCAGCUACGGGACUGAGAAAAAUAUGAAGGUUUACGGUAGUCCGGAUCCUCCAGAAUACAAUUUGACAGCAGCAGAUUUGCCUAUUUUAUUAAUGGUGGGUAGAAAUGAUGCGAUAGUGGAUGUAAGGGAUGUGAAAUGGUUGGCUAGUAAAUUACCAGAUGUGAAGGAAACUGUGAUAGUGGAGGAUCCUGAGUGGAAUCAUGUUGACAUGUUUUAUAGUAAAUUUAUUAAGAUGACGAUAUUCCCUAAAAUUUUGCAGUAUAUUCUUCGUUAUGACGAAAUGUGAUAAUAUAAUAUUUUAAUUAGUGUUUUUUUUAAGUAUAAGUAAGUGCGUUCAAGACUGGUCAUACUAAGUAACCGUUAGUGCGUUUUCACAUUAUCCGAACCGAUAUCCCAUACAUUACAGGCGUUAUCUUGGAUUUUUUCCAUUGAAAUCAUCGACAUCCGAUAUCGGAUCGGAUAAUGUGAAAACGCACUGAAGGUAACCGGUAGGUAUAAUGUAAAUUUUCAUAUUAUAUGACUUG